Messenger RNA from Dicentrarchus labrax (European seabass), 1683 nucleotides. It is a transcript of the gene pax4, whose product is annotated as paired box 4. The transcript is spliced from 10 exons. The coding region runs from base 57 to 1310 and encodes 417 amino acids. Gene Ontology annotation, molecular function: RNA polymerase II cis-regulatory region sequence-specific DNA binding; DNA-binding transcription factor activity, RNA polymerase II-specific. NCBI's taxonomy places the organism in Eukaryota, Metazoa, Chordata, Actinopteri, Moronidae. Gene Ontology annotation, biological process: regulation of transcription by RNA polymerase II; anatomical structure development. The record is from RefSeq and is a predicted model, not a curated record.
AACAUUAUUUUGUUUUUGUGAUCAGUUUUCAUCACCAAGGCUGAGAGCAAGCAGGGAUGUGCGGAGCAAACGUUGAUCUGCCAAAUAAAGGUGGUGGAAGUGUCAAUCAGCUUGGUGGGAUGUUUCUCAACGGCAGACCUCUGCCAGAAUCCAAGAGGAGGAAAAUGAUCGAACUGGCCUCGGAGGGAGUCCGUCCAAGCCAGAUCUCCAGGAUCCUCCGGGUGUCCAACGGGUGCGUCAGUAAGAUCCUGAGCCGCUACCGCCGCACUGGACUCCUGGAGCCCAAGACCAUUGGAGGGAGCCGACCUCGGCUUCUCACCCCCGGUGUAAUCUCCACAAUCAUCCAGUGCAAAAGGGAAAAUCCAACCAUUUUCGCUUGGGAAAUUCGAAAACGGCUUGCAGCAGCACGAAUAUGCAAGGCCUCCAAAGUUCCCAGCGUGUCGUCUAUCAAUCGGAUUUUAAGAAAGAUCCACUUGGACCAUGGGCCGAUGUGCAUGGAGAUCAAUGCGCACAUCAGGACUGAGCAAGAUUUGGAUUCUCUGAUUCAAGAAGAAGUGAAUAAAAGAAAGAUUUUUGAGACAGUGUGCAGUAAUGACCAGAAACCUAAAGGUGUCCAGCACCGAAACCGCACCACCUUCACCCCAGAGCAGAGCACAGCACUUGAGCAAGAAUUCUCUCAGAGCCAGUAUGCAGAUAUGUACACGAGGGAGAAGCUGUCAGCUGAGAUCAAACUUCCAGAGGACACCAUCAAGGUCUGGUUUUCAAAUAGACGGGCUAAAUGGAGGAGGGAAGCCAAACACAGGAGUAGCACACAGAACCUUCAAAAGCAAAGAGAUCUUGUUCCUGUGAAUCCACCAAUGCCGCACACCUUCACAUCUCAACAGGCAACAGGAGUGUCCAGAGUCCGCUGUGAAAACUCAGAUGCCUCCCCUACAUACAACACAGUUGCUAGGAAGUUGCAAAAUGGCUACUUCUUCCCUUCAGAAACAGGUAUGGGGAAUUCUGAACAUCUGGCAUCCAUCUCAGUCCCACCCUCAUUCCUCCAUCAGUCUAAUAACACGAUGGCGCAGACCAUGACAGACAGGACUCCACUGGAUCUCCACAGAGAUAGAUUCACAUUCCCACUGGUUCACCAUCACGCCGAUGCAAGGACAUCCCUCCCUUUGGCAACUGAGACAAUAAGAACAGACCGCCCUGUGACUCAGUGCUGGAACCAGCAGGAUAUUUCUUUUACUUGGAGCCAGUUUCCAACAGAUGAGAGGUUUCUGUUUGCACAGCAGCCCUGGGAUGUGAAUCGAUACCUGGACUAAAUGUGUGAUCACAGUCAUAACAUUUGUGUUUGAUGUGCAGGGUUGAAAAUGCAUGUAAUUCUCACUGCAUCAGUUUCUAGACUGGAGGGACACAUUCUAACCACCAGAGGGCGACAGAGAACUGGAGUUACAGUCUUGUCCUUUACCCUCACGCUGCAGAUUCACUCAUCACCUUUCCUUUCUUAUGCUUGAAUUGCCAUUAAAAAAGGAGAAACAUAGAAAGAUCUGAAAGUAUGUUUAUAAAUUCAAAGUCCUUGUCGUAAUUUUUUGAUUGGCUACAUCAUAAAAUCUUAUUGUAUUUUAAAUGAAUCCACUAAACUGACCUGUAAAGAAGAGAACAUGAAUGCAACUGUAUAACACAUAAAGUGCUGAA